Molecule: messenger RNA, 249 nt
Organism: Prorocentrum cordatum
Lineage: Eukaryota; Dinophyceae; Prorocentrales; Prorocentraceae
Source: the annotation of a GenBank genome assembly
GCGCUGCUCCACCACCCGGACAAGAACCCGGACAGGGCCGAGGAGGCCACGCGGCAGUUCAAGUUGGUGGCGGAGGCCUAUUCGGUGCUGAAGGACCCUCAGAAGCGGGCGGCCUACGACGCGGGUGGUCUAUCGUCGGCUGGGUGUCCUGGGCAAACGCCACGGGACGCAAACAUCAACAUAGAGAAGGCCCGCGACCUGUUCCGGGAGGUUUUCGGCGCCGAGUUCGCCGACGCGCUCGCGACGACG